CUUCACUCACUCACCACAGCUCCUGCUGCUCUCCUCUGCCCUCACCUCUCUUUGAACACACCAUGGCGGUCAUAAGGAACGAGGUUUUCUCCUGUUUUGUGUUCUACGCCGUGCUGCUGGUGGUGAAAAUGUACACCAUAGCGAUAAUAACGGGGCAAGUGAGGCUGCGAAAAAAGGCUUUUGCCAACCCCGAGGACGCAAUGAGACACGGAGGUUUGCAGUUUCACAGAGAGGAUCCAUAUGUGGAGAGAUGCCGGAGGGCUCACAUUAACGACAUGGAGAACAUCCUCCCCUUCCUCUUCGUCGGUGCCAUUUACUCCCUGACUGGACCUUCGCUGACCGUGGCUCGCCUCCACUUCCUCAUCUUCUUCCUUUGCCGCAUGCUACACAGCUUUGCCUAUCUGUUCGCCCUGCGAGCGCCGACCCGCUCUCUGGCCUACACCUUCGCACAGAUACCUUGCGUCUCCAUGGCGGUGCAGGUUCUCAUGGCGGUGGCGGCGUACGCCUGAAUAUCCAGAGACGAGUGACUGACACAGAAGUGGUGCUCUGGCUCGUGAGUGGUUGGUUCUGGUUUGUGGUCUUUGACAGAAAAAGCAGGAGGUGGAUACGGAGCAGAUUCCUAGAAGAGGCUACUCUCUCUACUUGGAUUUGUGAGGUUUUGUCAGUAUUUUUUAGUGAGUUCACUUAAGUUAUUUUGUACUGUACUCGUGUAUUUAAAAUGCAUAUGAAGGUCAUGUUGUCUUAUUUUUAAACCAGGAUUUGUUGAAAUGGAAUUCAGUCUUAGACAUUUGGCUCAAGCUGCUUAUGAAUGUUUUCAGCACAGCACUGUGUCAGUGUGUUGUCUCCUUCCCCCCACUUUUCACAAACCACCGCCAUUCAUGCGGCACUCCAUUCACUGAGGCUUCAUCCAUUCAUUUCCUGUGCGGAGAUUUCAUCUGUUGCAUUAACAUUUGUUUGCAUUGCUACCUGCAACAAAAGGUAUCAUGGAGCCGGGCCAUGGUGACUGAUGAUGUGUUGACAGGUUUUAAUGCCAUGCAGCACACGCAAUACAAACUGAUGAGUUAAAACUGUCUUAAGUGUCUUCUGGGGGAGGAAGAAAGGUAAACUAACGGAGUUUGGACUGAGAAAUGAGUCUUAACAAACAACCAGCCAAGAA
Molecule: messenger RNA, 1156 nt
Organism: Solea senegalensis (Senegalese sole)
Lineage: Eukaryota; Metazoa; Chordata; Actinopteri; Pleuronectiformes; Soleidae
Gene: ptges
Product: prostaglandin E synthase
Exons: 3
Coding region: 63-509 (148 amino acids)
Biological process (GO): prostaglandin biosynthetic process
Cellular component (GO): membrane
Molecular function (GO): prostaglandin-E synthase activity
Source: RefSeq, a predicted model, not a curated record